This is a messenger RNA of Tribolium castaneum (red flour beetle), 1371 nucleotides long. RefSeq names its product growth hormone-inducible transmembrane protein. Gene Ontology annotation, cellular component: mitochondrial inner membrane. The transcript has 4 exons. The record is from RefSeq and is a predicted model, not a curated record. Lineage: Eukaryota; Metazoa; Arthropoda; Insecta; Coleoptera; Tenebrionidae. Bases 173 to 1171 code for a protein of 332 amino acids.
CUUAAUUAACGACGGGCCAACAUAAAUUAUCCAGUAUUGCGUCAUCUAACCUCAUACAUUCUGGAACUUUCCGGAGGGUUCUGUUUACUUAUUUUCUAAAUUGAGACAACGCAUUAUCGCUCAUUUUAACAGUUAAGUGCGACACUUAAAGCUCGUGGUCAUUUUUAGCGAAAUGGCGUCAUUGUUAGCAGCUAGAUUAGUUUGUCGGGCACCGGUAGUGCUGAGACAACUCCCGAAACAGUCUUUUGUGCGUUCUUACGCUGACGAAGGUCGCGAUGCGCUCAGUCGGGCCGCCAGGAGGCAGACUUUGCGUGAACGGGCCAUGGCCCCCACGUCUGGAGCUCCUUUCACAAUCGGUCAGGGGGCCGUAGCAGGAGGGGCCGUUUUGGGGCUCGGAGCCCUGUGUUACUACGGCAUGGGUCUAUCCAAAGAAGUAGGAGCGUUUGAAAGAUCAGUUUUGUGGCCCCAAUAUGUGCGAGACCGCAUCAAAUCGACUUAUAUGUACUUCGGGAGCUCGGUUGCUGUAACAGCAGCUAGUGCAAUGGCUGCGUUCCGAAGCCCCGUUAUCAUGAACUUGGUGACCAAGGGUGGUUUUGUGGGCAUUGCUAUCACCCUGGGGGCUAUGAUGGGCACUGGAAUGCUGUGCCAAAGUAUUGAAUACAAGGAAGGGAUCGGGGCGAAACAACUCGCGUGGUUGCUUCAUGCUGGGACCAUGGGGGCCGUCUUGGCCCCUAUGUGUUUCCUAGGCGGUCCGUUGUUGAUCAGGGCUGCGUGGUACACCGCUGGGAUUGUCGGGGGGUUGAGUACGGUUGCUGUGUGCGCCCCUAGCGAGAAGUUCAUGAAUAUGGGGGCUCCCUUGGCGAUGGGGCUCGGGGUUGUGUUUGCUGCUUCGAUUGGAAGCGCGUUUUUGCCACCGACGACGGCACUAGGGGCUGGGUUGUACUCAAUUUCGAUCUAUGGGGGCCUGCUUCUUUUCUCUGCUUUCUUGUUGUAUGAUACUCAAAGGAUUGUGAAGCAGGCGGAGACUUAUCCAGCUUCGCCCCAGUUGUAUGGUGUCAGGCCUUACGAUCCGAUUAAUGCUUCUAUUUCGAUCUAUUUGGACACUUUGAAUAUUUUCAUCAGAAUUGCGACGAUUUUGGCCAGCGGCGGUGGCGGUCAAAGAAGGAAGUAAACCCGACUGUGACAUAAAUUAUACUUAUUUUUUUUAAUUACGAAAUAAAUUGAGUUUUGAUUAAGUUAAGUUUGUAAAUAAUGUGAGUGGAAGGCGUGUGUUUGUAAAAAGCGAAUGAUGUUUUACAAGUAGUUUAUUUAAGCUUUUUGUAUUCACAAUGAUUGAGUUUUAGUAUUACAAUAAAUAACAUUCGAUAAUGA